GAACCUUCUCCUACAGUUGGACGUUCGUUGACGGCGUUCAUGCGAGCCGACAGAAAGUGGCGCCUACGGGGCGACGACAGCUAGAAGCCAGCCGUAAAGGCCGAGUCAUGACGAGCAGCAUCGAACCGGAGGUGGCGACGCUCAGAGGACAUAAGGACACGGGGGAGACGAAGACAGACAAUGGGAAAUCCUUCACGACUCUCAGCACCAUCGCAAUUCAGACUGGCCAAUCGCAGCUGGUCGUGUCUGUAGUCAAGAGCGGCUCGCUGGUCCACCUUGAGCUGAUCCAGGUCCAGCCUGAGCUCUGUGAGAUUGGCUCAAACCAGGAAGAAAACAGGACACUCAUGCAAGAACAUGAGAAGUUGAUGAAGACAAUGAAGAAACACCAGCAAGAAGUUGUGGAGGCGGCAGGGGAAAUUGGAAGGAAGAGGAGGAGGCAGGAAGAAGAUCAGGAAGUGUACGAGGCUAUGGGAGCGUGUCUGAAUGAAGGCUGGUACAAUUUGCUCCGCGUCCUGGAGAGGCGACAGGAAGUGCUGACGCUGGCAGCAAGCUUCUACCAGGCAGCGUCGCAGUUGUUGCUUGGAGUUGACAACGUCGAAGAUACUCUGUUACGAGUGGACGUCGGGUUUGCUGACGCUACACUUGCUUUGGAUGCCAUGAGGAGAGAUGUACUAAGAAGUUCUCUGAAGGUGCUAUUGAGCGGCGGCCAGCUUCUUCGUGAGCUCGAACUACUCCAGCGUACUGACAGCCUCCGUGGGGCAUCAGUGGUACUGCAGCAGCACACGUCACAUUCUUUAACCUGUUCAACACGGCACAAAUGCGGUCUUGCCUGCCCCGCUUUGUUGAAAUCCUUCCUCCUAUGUGGUUAUGGCAAAUGUAACAAAGCCAAUGCAAUGUCACAUGUUCUUCCCAGAAUUCCAGACCCAGCCAGCAAGUGGCGGUGA
Entelurus aequoreus (snake pipefish) is the source of this 944-nucleotide messenger RNA. RefSeq names its product coiled-coil domain-containing protein 141-like. The coding region runs from base 108 to 944 and encodes 278 amino acids. The record is from RefSeq and is a predicted model, not a curated record. NCBI's taxonomy places the organism in Eukaryota, Metazoa, Chordata, Actinopteri, Syngnathiformes, Syngnathidae. The transcript has 5 exons.